GCGGGAGCCCCCCGCCCCGACCCGGCGCCCGCGCGCCGCCGCCGACGGCCGGCGGGCGCACACACGCACCGCACGCGCCCCGGCCCCGCGCGCGCGGCGGGGGCGCGCCGGCGCCCGCCGGGCUCCCCGGGGGCGGCCGCGACGCCCGCCGCAGCUGGGGCGAUCCACGGGAAGGGCCCGGCUCGCGUCCAGAGUCGCCGCCGCCGCCGGCCCCCCGGGUGCCCGGGCCCCCGCGGGGGGACCGCCCCCGCCACCGGGGCCCCGGCCGCUCCCGGCCCCGGCCCCCCCGGUCCCGCCGCCCCCCCACCCGCCCCCCGCGGAGGGGGGAGGCGGGGGGGCGGGAGGAGAGCGGGGGGCGGGGUGGGAGGGAGCCGCGCGGGGUGGGGCGGAGGAGGGCCCGCGGGGGCGGCCCCGGGCAGACCCGCGGCCGACCGCCCCGGUCGCCCCCCCUCCCCCACGCACGCAGCACCCUACCACGCGCCCCACUCCGGCCAACCCGUCGUCCCUCAGGGCGGCGGCGGCGGCGGCGGGCGGCGGCGGGCGGCGGCGGGCGGAGAGGGAGGCACCGAGGCGAGGCGGGGCGGGAGCACGAGCCGGCGGUCACGGGACGGACGGGGCGGGGGCGCCGGAGAGGUGGACGGGGGAGGGGGGGGGAGGGGGCUUGGGGCACGCACGGACGCCCGAAGCCCAAACGGGCGACGGACGCACCGCGCGCCCCCUCGUCCCCUCCCGCCCCCACCGCCGCCACAGGCCGCGCCCUCGCGGGCGCGGGGCGCGAGCCGCAGCGCGGCCGCAGCCCGGGGGGAGAGCGCGCAGCGGCGGGCAGACGCCGCGGCGUCCCGCGGGUCGCCGCCGGGGCACGCGUCCCCGGGGCGCGGACGCGCACACGGGCUCGGCCUCGGGCGCGAGCCGCCCGCCCCGACAGGGCGAGAGCCACGUGGGCCGGCCGGGAAGCGGGCACGGACCGCGGACGCGCGGCCGGGGAAGGAAGGCACCGCAGAGGCGGGGAGGCGGGGGGGGGGGGAGUCGCCGCCGCCGCCGGCCCCCCGGGUGCCCGGGCCCCCGCGGGGGGACCGCCCCCGCCACCGGGGCCCCGGCCGCUCCCGGCCCCGGCCCCCCCGGUCCCGCCGCCCCCCCACCCGCCCCCCGCGGAGGGGGGAGGCGGGGGGGCGGGAGGAGAGCGGGGGGCGGGGUGGGAGGGAGCCGCGCGGGGUGGGGCGGAGGAGGGCCCGCGGGGGCGGCCCCGGGCGUGGGGCACCCUACCACGCGCCCCACUCCGGCCAACCCGUCGUCCCUCAGGGCGGCGGCGGCGGCGGCGGGCGGCGGCGGGCGGCGGCGGGCGGAGAGGGAGACACCGAGGCGAGGCGGGGCGGGAGCACGAGCCGGCGGUCACGGGACGGACGGGGCGGGGGCGCCGGAGAGGGCGCGGCCCCGGGGAGCAGCAGAUGGGGAGCGGACCGGGGCGGACGGGCGGACGGACAGAGAGGGGCACCGGCGGUGUGCGGCCACGUGACACCAACGCCACGGAACCGGCGGCUCCUCCUCACCACAGCUGCGGGGCUGGGGGAGCCGGGGCCGACCGGGCGUCGCGCCCCGACCACCCCCUUUCCCCCUGGGCUCACACCGCGGGGCCGGCCGCGCGCACACAGCACACACGCACGGCCCCCCCCCACUCACCAGACACCCGGCGGGGCCCAGCGGGACCCUCCCCCAACUCGGAGGGGGGAGGCGCAGGCCGCAGUAGGCAACAAGCGGCACGCGGCCCCACCGCGGGGCCGGCGCAACCAUCACCCCCCCCCCCUUCCCACGGAGGGGAGGGGGGGGCUUUUCUGCCCACGUGCUCUGGCAGUCGCCACGGGCGGCGGCGGCGGCGGCGGGCGGCGGCGGGCGGCGGCGGGCGGAGAGGGAGACACCGAGGCGAGGCGGGGCGGGAGCACGAGCCGGCGGUCACGGGACGGACGGGGCGGGGGCGCCGGAGAGGUGGACGGGGGAGGGGGGGGAGGGGGCUUGGGGCACGCACGGACGCCCGAAGCCCAAACGGGCGACGGACGCACCGCGCGCCCCCUCGUCCCCUCCCGCCCCCACCGCCGCCACAGGCCGCGCCCUCGCGGGCGCGGGGCGCGAGCCGCAGCGCGGCCGCAGCCCGGGGGGAGAGCGCGCAGCGGCGGGCAGACGCCGCGGCGUCCCGCGGGUCGCCGCCGGGGCACGCGUCCCCGGGGCGCGGACGCGCACACGGGCUCGGCCUCGGGCGCGAGCCGCCCGCCCCGACAGGGCGAGAGCCACGUGGGCCGGCCGGGAAGCGGGCACGGACCGCGGACGCGCGGCCGGGGAAGGAAGGCACCGCAGAGGCGCCGGCCGAGGCGAGGCGCCGCGCGGAACCGCGGCCCCGGGGGCGCACCCGGCGGGGGGGACCGGCGCGCCCGCCGCCGCGGGCCGCGAGGGGCGGCGGGGCGGCGGGGGUGUGGCGCGGCGCGCGGCCGCCGGCGGGGUGGCGGGCGGGGAGGGGGGGGAGGCGGGAGCCCCCCGCCCCGACCCGGCGCCCGCGCGCCGCCGCCGACGGCCGGCGGGCGCACACACGCACCGCACGCGCCCCGGCCCCGCGCGCGCGGCGGGGGCGCGCCGGCGCCCGCCGGGCUCCCCGGGGGCGGCCGCGACGCCCGCCGCAGCUGGGGCGAUCCACGGGAAGGGCCCGGCUCGCGUCCAGAGUCGCCGCCGCCGCCGGCCCCCCGGGUGCCCGGGCCCCCGCGGGGGGACCGCCCCCGCCACCGGGGCCCCGGCCGCUCCCGGCCCCGGCCCCCCCGGUCCCGCCGCCCCCCCACCCGCCCCCCGCGGAGGGGGGAGGCGGGGGGGCGGGAGGAGAGCGGGGGGCGGGGGCGGCGGCGGCGGCGGCGGGCGGCGGCGGGCGGCGGCGGGCGGAGAGGGAGACACCGAGGCGAGGCGGGGCGGGAGCACGAGCCGGCGGUCACGGGACGGACGGGGCGGGGGCGCCGGAGAGGUGGACGGGGGAGGGGGGGGAGGGGGCUUGGGGCACGCACGGACGCCCGAAGCCCAAACGGGCGACGGACGCACCGCGCGCCCCCUCGUCCCCUCCCGCCCCCACCGCCGCCACAGGCCGCGCCCUCGCGGGCGCGGGGCGCGAGCCGCAGCGCGGCCGCAGCCCGGGGGGAGAGCGCGCAGCGGCGGGCAGACGCCGCGGCGUCCCGCGGGUCGCCGCCGGGGCACGCGUCCCCGGGGCGCGGACGCGCACACGGGCUCGGCCUCGGGCGCGAGCCGCCCGCCCCGACAGGGCGAGAGCCACGUGGGCCGGCCGGGAAGCGGGCACGGACCGCGGACGCGCGGCCGGGGAAGGAAGGCACCGCAGAGGCGGGGAGGCGGGGGGGGGGGGGCGCGGGGCCGGCCGGGCGCCGGGGAAACACCGCCCGCCAAGGGCAGGGCAGCGAACGACGGCGGACCGGAGACGCGACCCCACACACACCCCCCAACCAACCCCGCGGGGCCCCCCAACCCCGCCACGAGGCACGAGACCGUCCCCAACCCCCGACGACACCCCAAGGGCCAACACCACCCGAAGGCCGCUUGCGGCGCGAGGGAGCUCUCGAAGGGGGAAAAGACACCGACCACGGGAGGCCC
Rangifer tarandus platyrhynchus (Svalbard reindeer) is the source of this 3630-nucleotide messenger RNA. The record is from the annotation of a GenBank genome assembly. NCBI's taxonomy places the organism in Eukaryota, Metazoa, Chordata, Mammalia, Artiodactyla, Cervidae.